CUGUGCGAAAGGCCUGGGCUGGGUGGUGGCUCGGCCCUCCCACCGGGUCGGUGUAGGCUCGUGGUUGGCCGGGUUCUCGGCAGCUUGGAGUGUGCUCUGCUCUGGGAGGCUGAGGUUGCGGGACUCCCCCGGAGACGCUGGAGUCGUUCCGUUCAUAUCUGUCUUCCCUGUGGGAUUUUAUAAAUUUGGUUCAAGCCUUUUAAAGAGGGCCCUGAUCUGUCAAGGCAUGCUUGUGUGGUAAAAUUCAGCUGGCUACCAUAAAGGGAAGGAAGAUGCAACUCCUGGUGGUCUGUUUCGUCAUUGGGAUCCUGCUUUCUCCGGGGCCCAUGGGGACCGUAUCAACUGUGGACCCCGAAGUAAACAUGAACGUGACUGAGAUAAUCAUGCACUGGGGAUACGCUUCCGAGGAACACUCAGUCCAGACAGGAGACGGCUACAUUCUGGGUAUUCACCGAAUCCCUCAUGGGCGGAAGAACCAUUUUGACAAAGGUCCAAAACCAGUUGUGUAUCUUCAGCAUGGCUUUUUGGCAGAUUCUAGUAACUGGGUCAUGAACACUGACAACAGCAGCCUGGGCUUCCUCUUGGCGGACGCUGGUUUUGAUGUGUGGAUGGGAAACAGCAGAGGAAACACCUGGUCUCGCAAGCACAAGUCUCUUUCGGUUUCUCAGGAUGAAUACUGGGCCUUCAGUUUUGAUGAGAUGGCAAAAUAUGACCUACCUGCUUCAAUUAACUACAUUUUGAAUAAAACUGGCCAAGAACAACUCUAUUAUGUGGGUCAUUCUCAAGGCUGUACCAUAGGUUUCAUAGCCUUUUCACAGAUGCCUGAGCUGGCAAAGAAGAUUAAAAUGUUUUUUGCCUUGGCUCCUGUGCUUUCUCUCAAUUUUGCUUCGGGUCCGCUACUUAAAUUGAUACGCUUGCCGGACCCUCUAAUUAAGGACUUGUUAGGAGAGAAGCAAUUUCUUCCUCAGAGUGCCAUGCUGAAAUGGCUGAGUAUUCAUGUGUGCACUCACGUCGUCAUGAAGGAGCUUUGUGCAAAUAUCUUUUUUCUGAUAUGUGGCUUCAAUGAGAGGAAUUUGAAUAUGUCUAGAGUGGAUGUGUAUACAACACACUGUCCAGCGGGAACUUCUGUGCAAAACAUGUUACACUGGAGUCAGGUUCUUAAAUACCAUAAGCUUCAAGCUUUUGACUGGGGAAGCAGUGAAAAGAAUUAUUUUCAUUACAACCAGAGUUCUCCUCCCUCGUACAACAUAAAAGACAUGCGUCUACCCACUGCCUUGUGGAGCGGGGGCCAGGACUGGCUGGCGGAUGCCAGUGACAUCAGUAUCUUACUGACUCAAAUCCCCAAGUUGGUGUACCACAAGAGCUUUCCUGAAUGGGAUCAUCUGGAUUUUAUCUGGGGUUUGGAUGCCCCCUGGAAGCUGUAUGAUGAAAUAAUCAGUCUGAUGAAGAAAUACCAAUGAACGCCAGACUUGAGUAGGGGGAAAAGAGGGGGGGUGUUUGCUUAGGGUGUUUGCUUAAUUUCUGUAAAAUACUUGUGUUUUCCUUGUCUAGAUCAUUCAUAUUUUUUAUGUGCAAGAAAAUGAUGACGUCAAAGAUGUACAUUGCUCUCUGGUUAAUAAGAAGCACUCUAGCCGUCUUCUGCUUCAUUGUGACUGACAAGCUAUUGUCACAACCAGGGAUGCCUUUUAAGUAUUUAGAAAGUAUGGGUGUUACGUGAAAAAGUCUCUGGUGAAAAAGUCUCUGUAAUCCUUUUGUUUACCUUUUACGGUUGUUUUCGGUGCAUUUGUGCGGUGCAUAUACAUGCAUAUGUGUGUGCUGGCCAGACCUCCCUUGUGUGGAGGGAAGGGCUCGCAUCUUUCCUCAGUCACUUCCCAUCUUACUUUUUGAGACAGGGUCUCCUGCUGAACUGGGAGCCUGCUGUCUCAGUUAGACUGGCUGGUGGCCAGUGAGCCUCCAGGAUCUGCCUGCCUCGACCUUCUCCCUCGACAAUGCUGUGGGAUGGGACGUCCCUGCCAGCAUUUUUACACUGAUUCUAGGGCCAGGAACUCAGGUUCUCAUGCUUGUGUAACAAGCCCUUUAUUCACUGAAUCGUUGCCUCAAACCCUCUGUAAUUGAAAAGCUACUCAGUGGCUCUUAUAGUCCCACCUAACACAAGCCAGCACGUACAGGACAUUUCAAACUUUUGUUUGCUAGCAAAAAUAAAUAAAUCUGCCAGUGACUUCAAUGCACUAUGCAAAGCUCCUUGCGCUGAGCUUGACACGGCAGCUCAAACCUGUAGUCCUGGCUCUCUCUCCUCAAACCUGCAGUCCUGGCUCUCCGGAGAUGGAGAUGGGAAGACUGCUGUUAGAUUUAGGGCUCAUCGAGAGAGUGAGACUUUGUCUCUAGAAAACCAAAGACAAAGGAGAAAAAAACCCCAAAGUACUCAGUUCUCAUGCCUUUGCCUUAGAGGGCUGUCUAGUCCAGAAUUCCUGUGUUUACCUAUCCAAACAACAUUUUCAUGUUUUUUUAUUUUUAUGCAUUAGCUACCUAGUGAAAUCCAGUGUUAUCCCAGCUCCUCCAGGAGUAAAUAUUCUCUCUUUAGUUUCAUCAGACCUCAAUAACAAAAAUUUUCAGGCCAAGCCAAAAAAAAAGAAAAAAAAAGAAAAAAGAAAAGAAAGAAGAAAAAAAAGAGGGGGGGGGAAGAAGCUAGGCUCUUGAAAAGCAGUUUGCACUGAUUAAUAAAAAAAAAGAAAAAAGGAAAAAACUUGAAGAUUAAUACAAUGAGCUAUGUUGGUUCCUCAUGUGUGGUCUGGUCACUUUUCUGUGGAGAAAUGUUCUGUGGAAGGACAAACCACUAAUUUAACAGAAGUGAAUAUGGCUGCCGUUAUGGUGCCUGCACGAGGCCAAAGCUGGUUGCCUGUGGUCAACGUUUCGAUCCCUUUUCACACAAAUGUUUUCAGCUCAGGAAUUUCGCUUUGAGAAUCAGUGUUGUGUGCACACUAUUUUACUGAGCCUGCAUUGGGCCUGUGUACGGGCGGCCCAUAUCUGUUCACUUGGAUGUCAUCAGCUGAACAAUUGAUAAGUUUUCUGAUAGUCUGCAUUAGUUACCACAGAUGCAGGAAUAUUAUGUGAUGGUGGCUCAUACAUACAGACAGAAUGAUACAACUUUGUAACAAUUUAAGGGUUCAUAUUUAAACUUUCCAAUAAACCUCAGCCUCACAGGCCUGAA
Molecule: messenger RNA, 3208 nt
Organism: Mastomys coucha (southern multimammate mouse)
Lineage: Eukaryota; Metazoa; Chordata; Mammalia; Rodentia; Muridae
Gene: Lipa
Product: lipase A, lysosomal acid type
Exons: 10
Coding region: 273-1460 (395 amino acids)
Biological process (GO): sterol metabolic process
Cellular component (GO): intracellular membrane-bounded organelle
Molecular function (GO): sterol ester esterase activity
Source: RefSeq, a predicted model, not a curated record